AAUGCCUCCAGGUGAUAAACCUUUGCCACCUGCAAAAAGUGUUUUUAUUUCACAAGAAUCGGAUACAAUUUCUUCAUCAAAAAUAGAAACUGGAAUUGGUGAAAUGCCUGAAGAUUUUCAAGAAAAAUCGGCAGAUGGUCAAACAUAUAUUGCAAUACGUUGUUUACCAGAUGAUCAAGGAACAUAUGCGUAUAUCGGAUUAAAUAUUAAUAAAGAAAUAUCAUGUACGUCUAGUAGCAUAUGUUGUUCAUGUACUAGUAGCACAUCUAAAUCGCAAACUUUAGACAAUAUAUCUAAAAUUACUGCAUUGGGAGAACAUUUAUCAGAAGCUCAAAUGGAAGACUUUUACAAACAUAAUAUAGAACCUAAAAUAUCUGGUGAUAUUAUUCAACUGUAUCAAUCAUUACAUACGCCACAAAAAACAGCAAGUUCCAGACAAAGAGAUGGAAUGAAAUUUUACAAUAAAUUACUUAGGCAAAUUGAUAAUGAGAUAACAGGAGUCGAAUAUGAGAAUGAUGACGUAAUAAAGUUUUUAUUAAAUAGAUUAGAACAAGAUUUAAAGAAAGAUCCCAAAAUGAAAUACAUGUUCAAAUUGACUCCUGAGCAAAAAAACUUGAAGUUGUUAGAAAUACUAAGACAACAAGUUAUUGUUAGACUCCAAAAAGAGAAGCGAAGACUUUUAGUAACACAAAUAGAAGAACAUAUGUUAACAUCUUCAGUUGACUCUAAAUGUUGUUCAAGUUAUAAGGAAAAAGGGACGGAAUCUAUGUGGGAAUUGACAGUGACUAAACCAUUAACAGAUAAUGAUAUUAAUAAAUUAUGUGAUUUAUAUCCCGAAGAGGUUGUUUCAACCUUUUUAGAUUUACUUAUAGCUGACAGACAAGUAAUAUUACAAAGAGGCAAAAGAAGACAAUUACAAAUGAUAGAAAAAAUGAAAUCUGAGAUAGACAAAGAAAUUCAAUCUGAUAAAGCAAUAUAUAACAAAUUACGAGAAACAUAUAGAGAAUGGAAUGAAAUUUUGUCAACAAUUGAAAGCAUGAUGUAUGAAGCAGAAAAUAAAAUUGUAAAAAAUGGUGAAAUAUUAGGACCGAAAGAAGGAAUAUUAGAAAACAUGAUUGCCGAUAUAAAAGAGACUGAGAAUUUAGUUAUGGAAGAAGCUCAUCUUGGAGAGAUAUUAAUUGAGAAAAUUAUUGAAGCAAAUAUGUGGACAUUUUCAGUUCAGGAAAAUGAUAAAAAAGAUGAAUCAUGGGAAAUAAAGUCAGCAAUAGAAAAUAUGAGAAAGCAAAGUAAAAUGUACAAGUUACUUAUUAACAAACAAAAGAGAAGGAUUAAGCAACUACAUGAAAAGUUAUUCUGUUGCCAAAAGUAGUAAUUAUAAUACUUUUUAAUCACAUAUAUAUAUAUUUUUUAUAAUUUACCU
Molecule: messenger RNA, 1420 nt
Organism: Polistes dominula (European paper wasp)
Lineage: Eukaryota; Metazoa; Arthropoda; Insecta; Hymenoptera; Vespidae
Source: RefSeq, a predicted model, not a curated record